Fonsecaea multimorphosa CBS 102226 is the source of this 1923-nucleotide messenger RNA. RefSeq lists its product as uncharacterized. Gene Ontology annotation, biological process: aromatic amino acid catabolic process; positive regulation of transcription by RNA polymerase II. The coding region runs from base 1 to 1923 and encodes 640 amino acids. NCBI's taxonomy places the organism in Eukaryota, Fungi, Ascomycota, Eurotiomycetes, Chaetothyriales, Herpotrichiellaceae. The transcript has 3 exons. Gene Ontology annotation, cellular component: nucleus. The record is from RefSeq and is a predicted model, not a curated record. Gene Ontology annotation, molecular function: DNA-binding transcription factor activity, RNA polymerase II-specific.
AUGAGUCGUGAUGAUUCGUUUAAUGCGUUGGAAGCUCGACCCCCAAAUGAGAUUCCUGGGCAGCCGAGUGUCGAGUACCAGGACCGAAGCCACGAGGUGUCAUCCUUGUCAGCGAUGCAAUCCCAGCAAAUUCGGAGCUGCUCUUCCUCGCUUGUGCGAAUAUGGCAGUCCUGUCACUUUGUGCAGAUGGGGUGGCUGACAGCACGUGAAGCCAUUCAAUACGUAGACCUAUUUUUUAAGAAUAUGUCCCAGCUUUCGCCAGUCCUGACGGAUUUCUAUGCCCAGCACUCCAAUCAUCCUCAGCUUAUUACACAGGAGCCGAUGCUGUGCUGCACCAUGUUGAUGAUAUCUUCUCGGUAUCAUGUCUUACCUGGUGUCGGGAGCGCUGCGAAAGGGUACUUCCUCCACAACCGGCUUUGGAAACAUUGUGAGCAUUUGAUUUUGAGGAUCAUGCUAGGACAGGAAAAAGGAGCCCAGACAAAAGCUAGAUCAGUGGGUUCUAUCGAAGCCUUACUGUUGAUAAGCGAAUGGCAUCCAAGAUCACUUCACUUUCCUCCAGAAAGUCAUGGCUGGGACGCUGACCUCCUCAAGCGCUCUUUCCAGGACGAAGACCUAGAGAUGAAUGAGGCUGACACUUCUCUAGAUGACGAAGGAAGCAAUCCGUCGGCCCAAUGGCUUGAGGAAGUCAUUGAGCCGACGAGAAGGUCAGACCGUAUGUCAUGGAUGCUGCUAGGUUGUGCUAUGUCCUUGGCCCACGAACUGGGAGUUUAUGAGUCCAAGGCAGACUGCAGCACCUCACUGCCCUCUCAAACUCAAGAAAAAGAGACUCUGGAUCGCAAACGGCGCCUUCAGAAACUGCUAUACGUUUUCCACACCCAGCUUGCCUUACGCUUAGGGUACUUCUCUUCAAUACCAUCGUUGCUCCACCACAUGAUCCCCAAGGCGCAAUUUCCGGUGGACUCUUCGGUACCAGAAGGCCUGCAAUGGGACUUGUUCAUGGAUGCACAGAUUGACCUUACUAAACUCUCCAUCUCCGUUUCAGACAUAUUCUUUUCGUCUCCGUCAUCCACGCGGACUCUCCUUCUAAGUGGACGCUUCGCGAAUCAUGUCGACAACUUUCAGACUUUGCUGACCAGAUGGUACGAUGAAUAUCUAAAAUCGAACCGCAUCACCGAGACGACUCUAGCUCUUACAACGCGUAUAGAAUAUUAUUCAAUGCGAGCAUUGCUGAGCUCCGUCGGCAUGCAAGCAAUCGUCGAGAAAACUCUUGAGAACAACCCAGGUCUAAUGCCAGAAGAAGCUCGCCCAGUGGUUGCAGGGGACUCUGAUUACGAGUAUGUUCAGCAGGUGCUCGACAAUUGUUCCAAGAUCCUGCAGCUAUUUCAAGGCUAUGCGGAAAAGGAUCAUCUGUUUCAACUUCCAUCGAGGAUUGUAUGUCGCGUUUUCACGUCCUCAAUCCUGCUUAUCAAGGCCUUGAGCAUCGGUGUCAGGCAGACUCAAUUCGACGUAUCCCUGGAGAUUCUCAACAAUAGUAUACAAGCUUUAAAGUCUCAAAGACUAGACGAUCUGCAUUGCCUUCCACGAUACGCUGGGCUGUUGGACAUCCAGUUGAAACGCCUCCGUCGUUACUUCGCCGAGUCGUCGAGGUAUCCACUUGCGUCCGCCGCGGGUGCGACGACAGUCCCUGGGAUGCCAUCAGACCCUACAUCAACAUACCGGGAGGUUGAACCACAAGCGUCAGAUGCGAAUGCGCCUAGACUUGGAACCGAGUUGGAGUGGCCUGAUUUGAAUACGAGUAUGGAGAACUGGCUGCGGUUGCCAUUUGAUCCCUCAAUGGCUCCAUUUGACUUGACAGGAUCUCUGUCACAAACAGGAUUAGAUUUGAACGGGCUGGAUUUCAUGUGGAACAUCGGCAACGAGUAG